This is a messenger RNA of Scleropages formosus (Asian bonytongue), 4669 nucleotides long. RefSeq names its product sorting nexin 13 (gene snx13). Gene Ontology annotation, biological process: positive regulation of GTPase activity. Lineage: Eukaryota; Metazoa; Chordata; Actinopteri; Osteoglossiformes; Osteoglossidae. Bases 215 to 3175 code for a protein of 986 amino acids. The transcript is spliced from 27 exons. Gene Ontology annotation, molecular function: phosphatidylinositol binding. The record is from RefSeq and is a predicted model, not a curated record. Gene Ontology annotation, cellular component: early endosome.
CCUGCCGAAGCGACGACACAGCUAUGUGACCAGUGAGCGGCCAACGCUGGAUUUGAGGGGCGCUUCAGACGUCAACCUUCCAACAUGGCGACCUUCCGGAUACAACACGGAGCCUGGAGGGACACUAGUUUUUAACGAUAAAAUAGUGCUGUCUUAUUUUACACAAUGUCUUGGACUUAGCGGAAAUCACCUGCGCCUUUACGUUUUUUAAAUAAUGCUCGCAGAGGCUGCCGGUGUGUCGGAUGGUAUGGGCGGACGGAGGAUCUCGGGGUCUCGGCGGAAUCAGGCCGGUCUGUCCGUAUGGGGAUGGGGAGGUCUGGGAGUUGUUCUCUUCCUCAUCACUUUUGGACCCUUUGCAAUAUUUUACCUGACAUUUUAUAUCUUUUGUUUUGUGGGCGGGGGCUUUGCAGUUACCCUUUUGUUUGGAAAGACAAGCUCAGAGAAACAUCUGGAGAAGUGUGAGCACUCUUACCUUCCUGCCACACCAACGGGCAUCCUCAAGACUCUUGAAGAAAUGAAGCUUGAAGUCAAACCUAUCAAGAUUGACCGACGUGUGACAGGUUCUAAUUUCAUUGACGAGCCACUACAGCAGGUUAUUCAGUUUGCUCUGAGGGACUACAUCCAAUACUGGUAUUAUACCCUCAGUGAUGAUGAGUCUUUCCUGCUUGAGAUCAGGCAAACUGUACAGUAUGCCCUUGUUCAGUUUUCUACAAGGUCCAAGGAAGUCGACUGGCAGCCAUACUUCACCACCAGGCUGGUGGACGACUUUGCCACACAUCUACGGGUCUUCCGGAAAGCACAGGAAAGGCUCGGCGAGAAAGAGGAUCCGAAGCAACGAGAUGCCCCAGAGGAGCUGCUGGAGUCCUUCUUCGAGGCAGAGGUGGAGAUGGAGAGGAAGAUUUGCCGGGAUGUAGUGUGCACUGCUCCCAAAGAAGAAGAGGGCUUCCUGAGGGACCUGUGCGAGGUGCUGCUGUACCUGUUACUACCUCCAGGAGACUUCCACAACAAGAAUAUGAGAUACUUCCUCAGGGAAAUUCUAGCAAGGGGUGUUCUUCUGCCAUUGAUCAAUCAACUGAGUGACCCAGAUUAUAUUAAUCAGUUUGUUAUAUGGAUGAUUCGGGACUCAAGCGCCAACUAUGAGGCCUUCAUGACCAUCCUAAAGCUGACAGACCGACCAGCUGAGUUAGAAGCGGUGAAGGACAAAGUCAUGGAGGAGCUACAGUACCUUCGCUCUCUGGACACAGCUGGGGAUGAUAUUAAUGUGAUAAAGAAUCAGAUAAAUAGUUUACUCUUUGUGAAAAAAGUCUGUGAAACAAGAAUUCAAAGGCUGCAAUCUGGAAAGGAGGUGGAUGCCCUGAAGCUUGCAGCGAACUUCGGAAAGCUCUGCAUCAUCCCAUUAGAGCACAUUUUGGUGCACAACAUUGCACUGCAGUUCUUCAUGGACUACAUGCAACAGAUGGGUGGCCAGGCAGACCUGUUCUUCUGGCUGACAGUGGAGGGUUACCGAGUGACUGCGCAGCAGCAGCUGGAGGUGCUACAGGGCUGGCAGAAGGAUGGCAAGAAGCAGAGUACCCAGACUAAGGGGCUGCUGAAGGCUGCAGCUCUUGGGGUCUAUGACCAGUACCUCUCUGAAAAGGCCUCUCCCAGAGUUCAGAUAGACCAAGCUCUGGUGGAGAAGCUGUCUGAGAAGCUCAGCAAAGAGGAUCCUACGCCAGAGAUAUUUGAUGACAUUCAGAGAAAGGUGUACGACAUGAUGCUGCGAGACGAGAGGUUUUAUCCAUCCUUCCGGCAGCACCCCCUAUAUGUGCGCAUGCUGGCAGAAUUGGAUAUGCUGAAGGAGCCCAGCUUCCGAGGGUCUGAUGAUGGCGAGGGGGAGUCAUUUAAUGGUUCUCCAACAGGGAGCAUAAAUUUGUCAUUGGAUGACCUCUCCAACACAAGCUCUGAAGAGUCCAUGCAACUGCAUGCUUUUAUCUCAGACACAGUGCCUGAUGCAUUUUUCAACCAACUUCCCGUGGCAGGCGUGUGUAAUGAUCAUGGGAAGACCUACGCGCUAUAUGCCAUCACCGUGUUCCGGAAGAAUCCAGAUGGCAGUGAGGACUGCUGGAAGACCUAUCGUCGCUAUAGUGACUUUCAUGACUUUCACAUGCGCAUUACUGAGCAGUUUGGAAACCUGAGCACCAUUCUGAAACUUCCAGGGAAAAAGACAUUCAACAACAUGGACAGGGACUUCCUGGAGAAGAGAAAAAAAGACCUGAAUGCUUACCUCCAGCUGCUGCUGAACCCAGAGAUGGUAAAGGCAUGCCCCACACUAACAAAUUACAUCAAUGACUUCCUGGAGAACAAGGCCUACAGCAAGGGCAAGGGCGAUUUUGCCCGAAAGAUGGACACAUUUGUGAACCCCCUUCGUAGCUCCAUGCGCAAUGUGUCCAACGCUGUGAAGUCUCUGCCCGACAGCUUGGCCGAGGGCAUGACAAAAAUGUCCGAUAACAUGGGCAGGAUGUCUGAGAGACUUGGUCAGGACAUCAAGCAGUCUAUAUUUAAGGUGCCACCUUUAAUUGCCAAGUCAGACAUUGAUCCUGAGCACUGCCGUAUCUCGGCCCAGCUCGACGAUAACGUGGAUGACAACAUUCCCUUGCGUGUUAUGCUGCUGCUGAUGGACGAGGUGUUUGAUUUAAAGGAGAGAAAUCAGUGGCUCAGGAGGAACAUUAAAAACUUGCUGCAACAGCUCAUCCGUGCCACCUAUGGGGACACUAUUAACAGGAAAAUUGUAGAUCAUGUGGACUUCAUGACCGCUCCAGAGCAGGUGGCUGACUAUGUGAAACGGUUUAGAGAUUCUUUCUGGCCCAACGGAAUCCUGGCUGAGACUCCCCCCCGCCGCGACAAGAACAUCCGCAUGAGGACCAGGGUGGCUGCCAAGACCAGUCUACUGGGGAUCAUGCCAGACGAGCUGAAGCACAUCAUCGGAGCAGACACAACACGCAAGGGCAUACUGCGGGUCUUUGACAUGUUCCAGCAUCAGCAGCUGAACCGCCGGUUGGUCUACGUCUUUCUCGAAGGCUUCCUGGAGACCAUGUUCCCACAGUACAAGUUCCCCGAGCUCUUUGUCAAGCUGUACUCGCGCUCUGAGCGCAUGCACAGAUACUCGCAGAAACUGAGGAGCACGCAGAAAAGGUGACACCUCCUGGGUGCUCGGACGCCUUCUUGAGGACAGGUCGACGCAGAGGCAGCAUGGGAGGGGAGCAGGGCAUCCACAAAUCAGCUGAGUAGGCUACGCUCAGUCUGGUCCAGACACCUGCUCCCCCUCCCCUCAACCGACCUGACCUCUUCACUCUAUACAAGCACUGUACCAAUGCAGUCGUAGCAUAGAGAUUUUGUUUUAAUGUUGUGAAGCAUUCAAACACUAUACCAGAGCUGUACCACUAAGAAACGUUGCGGUGCUUUAUGGUUACCGAUGGCAUCCAAUGCUAACGAUUUUCCUUAAUUUUAUUGUAGUUUUAAAAAUUAAUGAACUUGAGUGUGGGGAAUUUGGUUCCCUGUAUAAUGACUUUUUUUUUUUUAGAUGCCCAUGAUAAAACACUGCGCAGUGUACGCAGCAGUAUGCAAAAGAACAACACGGUUUCUAAGUCCUUUUAGGAGGAAGGUGGAUGAGGUAGAGCUUGUCCUGUUGCAUAUGAUGUAAGGAUGGCUGAAAAAACUUAAUAUAAAGAUUACCCUUGUUCUGAAUGCCUCCUAACUUAUGCUUUAGCAAAUCAGAAUACAGGAUAUGUGAAAAGAACUGAAAUGAAGACUUGAAAAUUAGACAUUUCUUCCGUCUUCUGUGGGCGUUGUGAUGUGAGUGGAGGAAGGCAUCGCUUCUGAAACUCACCAGCCCAUGGUUUGGAGUAGUGGUGAGAGUAUCCUAGUGACCCCUUCUCCCCACUCCACUUCUGUGUAUUUCAUGUUUUAGUCAUUUAGCGUGAAGAACAAGCAGCACAGCCAUGCUGUAGGACAAGACAGGAAAAAAAAAAAACCUGAAAAAACACCAAAUUCCUGAAGGUGACUGUGAAAAUAUUUGAAUGUGUAUCCAUGUUAGAGGUUGGGUGCAUUUGCAUUUCCGUUUGUUACGAGCAUACCGAAGUAUGCUUUGAGGAAUGUACCUCUUUCUGAUUCUGUUUAAAACCCAGUCAGAUGCUGUCAUAUAUGAAGCUUGGAUAUGUUUCUUUUCCCAUUUUCUUAAAAGAUGUGUAGCACUAAAAUAAAACCCUCUGGAAGUCAGAAAACUGUGCCACUGUAUUAUAGAGAAUCAGCCUUAAUGUUUAAAGAGAAAAGACCAAGAGGCGUGUGCUAGUGGUAGCUUCCCUGGCAGAUGACCGCACUUACAGGACACAAGAAGGUAUUGGAAAAAAUAUCUAGAUCUAAUCACACUUUCCUUCAUAGAAUAUGUAAUUUUGUGCAAUAUUUUUCUUUACUGCAUGUGUAUUUGAAUAAUUGUAUAUUGAAAACGCUAAUGUUCUGAAAUGUCAAAAAAAAAAAAAGGAUGUCUUCUGAAACCCAACAACUCACUUUCUGUUGUUGUAUUAUCCUUAUUUAAAGACUUGUUUUAUAAGUCUGUUUUUUGGGGUCACUCCUCAUUAGUCUCACGUUUGUUGACAUUGCUCACUUGAUUAUGACAUUCAUCCAUAGAGUAGAA